Ceraceosorus guamensis is the source of this 1266-nucleotide messenger RNA. Its product is annotated as class I glutamine amidotransferase-like protein. The record is from RefSeq and is a predicted model, not a curated record. Gene Ontology annotation, cellular component: cytosol; nucleus. The transcript has a single exon. The coding region runs from base 192 to 1055 and encodes 287 amino acids. NCBI's taxonomy places the organism in Eukaryota, Fungi, Basidiomycota, Exobasidiomycetes, Ceraceosorales, Ceraceosoraceae.
GUUUCUUUUGGGGGAUGCUGCCGGGCAGCAAAGGCCAGUCGUGUGAUCCUUAUAUGAAGAGAUCCGCGAUUGAUGCCAAUUAGCACUUCUUGAUUGUUCCGCUCCAGGUCUCCUCGCCCAAUACCAUCUCAUCUUGCUCGUAUACCUCACAAAAGUAUAGCACCACUUACCCCCCUUCCCAAUUCUUCAUCAUGACCAGCUCUGCAACAUCCUCUGAUACGCUCCGCAUGCUCGUCUUGGAGACGGAUGAUCCGCAUCCCAAAACCUUGUCCGAGCGAGGCUCCUUCGGUCAAAUUUUCCACGACCUAUUCGAAUCCGCCGGAUCUUCGCAUUCCCCCCAUCCGCUCAAGAUCGAGACGAGCAUGCACUUUGUGGUGGACGAUGCGGGUGAGGGCAAAUUUGGACGUGUGCCGAGGUACGAAGAGAUAGGGGAGGAUGUGGGGGCAAUCUUGAUCAGUGGAAGCAUGUACGAUGCGCACGGCGACGACGAGUGGAUCUUGCAGCUCUUGCAGCUCCUCCAACAUCUCUGGUCUCGUCGACCUUUGCUCAAAUUCUCGGGCGUAUGCUUUGGUCAUCAAUUGCUCAAUCGCAUGUUGGGAUGCCAAGUGCGACAACAUGCGGGUCAAAAGUGGGAGCUGAGCCAUACGGAGAUGAACCUGACGCCCAUCGGCAAGAAGCUCUUUAGGACGGAUGAAGAUACACUGGCACUGCAUCAGAUGCAUCAGGAUCAAGUCGUCGAUGCUCCUACACCCGAAACUUCCAAUGGGCUGCUAGAGCCCGGCACGAGGGUGCAUAUUUGGGCUUCUUCCCAACACACCAAAGUGCAAGGAGUCUAUAUCAGAGACAGGCUCUUCACAUCUCAAGGCCAUCUUGGAUUCGACGAUACCAUGGUGCACCGGCAAAUCCAGCUUCGCAAGGAAGCCGGCAGCAUCGACGAGUCGGACAAGAUGGAAGUUGCACAAGCUAGGGAAAAGGCUCAUCUGGAACACGAUGGCGUCGUCGUUGCUGCUGCGAUUCUGCGAUUCUUCCACGGCGAGGACCAUGACGUCGAGUGAGGCGCUCCUGCGCACAGACCCUGGGUGACAUGUGUGGCAGCCGGACCACUUCUUUGGCCUGUAACUUUCCAUCAGCAGCGCGCAUCGCCGCCUGAGUCUGCACUGUGCUUCCAGUGCGAUGCUUUCACGCGCUUUUCAAAGACGCAUCGCGAUGAGAUGAGGAGCCAAAAGAGAGAUGACGGAGGGCUACUGAAAUGAGAUGAUUACCAGU